Messenger RNA from Archocentrus centrarchus (flier cichlid), 4246 nucleotides. Its product is annotated as calpain-5-like. The record is from RefSeq and is a predicted model, not a curated record. The coding region runs from base 230 to 2143 and encodes 637 amino acids. Lineage: Eukaryota; Metazoa; Chordata; Actinopteri; Cichliformes; Cichlidae. Gene Ontology annotation, molecular function: calcium-dependent cysteine-type endopeptidase activity. Gene Ontology annotation, biological process: proteolysis. Gene Ontology annotation, cellular component: cytoplasm. The transcript is spliced from 13 exons.
GGCCGUGAACGUGUCUUGUUCUCGGUGAAGGCGGGCUGCUCCGCCGGAGCUCCUCCUGUCUCUUUCUGGGUGGUUUUAUUUUUAGGGUCGCAGAGAAACCAGCAGAAAGCUGCUCACAGCACCGAGCUGACAGCAGGGGAAACACGCCGGACCCACCCGGGACAAGAGCGAGGGACGCGGUGAGAAGCAGCCGGGUAGCCCGAACUCCAACCAAAUCAUUUCCAGGGGGAUGGCGGUGCCGUACGAGGACCAGUCUUUCUCCUCUCUGAGGAGGCGGUGCCAGCAGACAGGAAGUCUGUUUGAAGACCCUCUGUUCCCCGCCUCCGACCGCUCUCUGUUCUACCAGAGAAACGACAUCGGCCAGGUGACCUGGAAAAGGCCCAAGGAGUUGAGCAGCGACCCUCAUCUGUUCGUGGACGGCAUCAGCGCUCACGACCUGCACCAGGGGCAGCUGGGAAACUGCUGGUUCGUCGCCGCCUGCUCCAGUCUGGCCUCCAGAGAGGCGCUGUGGCAGAAGGUGAUUCCUGACUGGAAGGAUCAGGAAUGGGACAAAGACAAGCCAGGCUCCUAUGCCGGAAUCUUCCACUUCCGCUUCUGGAGGUUUGGACAGUGGGUGGACGUGGUGAUCGAUGACCGGCUGCCCACGGUGCACGGACAGCUGGUGUACUGCCACUCCAACGACAGCAACGAGUUCUGGAGCGCGCUCGUGGAGAAGGCCUACGCCAAGAUGUGCGGGUGCUACGAAGCUCUGGAUGGGGGCAACACGGCCGACGCACUCGUGGAUUUCACCGGAGGCGUGUCUGAGCCGAUGGACCUGAUCGAGAACGGGUACAAAGCAGACGACGAGAAGCGAAACGAGCUGUUCGAGAGAGUCCUGAAGGUCCACAACAGAGGAGGCCUCAUCAGCUGCUCCAUCCGGGCGACCACCCAAGCGGACAUGGAGGCCAGGCUGGACUGCGGCCUGGUGAAGGGCCACGCCUACGCUGUGACGGACGUCCGCAGGGUGAGGCUGGGCCACGGCCUGCUGGCUUUCUUCAGGUCAGACAAACUCAGCAUGAUCCGCAUGAGGAACCCCUGGGGGAAGAGAGAAUGGAACGGGCCGUGGAGCGACAGCUCUGAAGAGUGGCAGAAGGUCAGUAAGAGUGAGAGGGAGAGGAUGGGCGUGACCGUGGAGGACGAUGGAGAGUUCUGGAUGACGUUUGAGGACUUCAUCGCCAACUUCACCGACCUCAUCCUGUGUCGUCUCAUCAACACAUCCUACCUGAGUCUCCACAAGACCUGGGAGGAGGCGGUGAUGCGGGGCUCGUGGCACCAUCAUGAUGACCCGCUGCUCAACCGAGCCGGAGGCUGCACCAACAACAAGCACUCCUUCCUCCAGAACCCGCAGUACGUGUUUGAUGUGAAGAAGCCGGAGGACGAGGUGCUGAUCUGUCUGCAGCAGAAAGACCGCAGGGCCACGCUGAGAGGGGGACGAGGAGAAAACCUGGCGAUUGGCUUCGACAUACACAAAGUGGAGUUAAACAGGACGUACCGUAUGCACGUGACCCAGCAGAAGGUUGGCGGCAGCAUCUACAUCAACUCGAGGUCCGUGUUCCUGCGCAUCGACCUCAAAGAGGGCCGCUACGUCAUCAUACCCACGACCUUCGACCCCAGGCUGGAGGGAGAGUUCCUGCUCCGCGUCUUCACCGACGUGCCGUCCGACUGCAGGGAGCUGACUCUGGACGAGCCUCCGCAGACCUGCUGGUCGGGGAUGUGUGGUUAUCCCACUCUGGUCACUCAGGUCCACAUACUGCAGGCCAACGGGCUCUCUGCGCAGGACUCAGAUGGAGUGUCGGAUCCUUACGUGAUCAUUCGCUGCGAAGGACAGAAGGUCCGCUCGGCCGUCUAUAAAGACACGUGCAGCCCCGUCUUCGACACCAAGGGGCUCUUCUACAGGAAGAAGGCCGACCGGCCGAUCAGCAUAGAGAUCUACAACCACAACGUGCUCAGGGACUCCUUCCUGGGUCAGGUGAUGCUGCCAGCUGAGCAGGGAAAAAUCCAGAAGACACUCCACUUGAAGGAUAAGGGCGAUCGCCAUGACAACGACCUCUCCGGCACCGUCACUGUUGCCAUAGCGACGAGCUCGGUGCUCACCAGCAUCUAAGAUUAGGAGCUGGGAGGGAAAGUUUCCAAAACUUCACAACUUUAUUUUUGUUUGUGUAAAAAAUUCAGCACGGCGGCGCGAUUAAUCAGUUUUACUUUUAAGGCGACCGCACCUGCAGCAGGGACACUGCAGAGGUCGUCAGAGGACGCCCAGAAACCUCUUACAGAGCGCCUGUUCUGCACGUAUCCACAGACUGUAUGUAAAAAAUGGAAGCAGCUAAUGAAGUUUCUCUGCAGGAUGUUUACGGCCUGCUUCAGACAGAGGAGGAGGAGCUUCUCUGCAGCUCGUCUGAGAGAUAAAAAACCUUCACCGUCACAGUACGAAGAAGCCGGUGCAGCCGGGCUCUCUUUCCUCAGUCCUCCUUCACGCCUUUCCUUCAUUCGCCUCCUUCACACCUUUCCUUCAUUCGCCUCCUUCAGGAAGACACAGGAGGGAAUUUUUGGGCUAUUUAACAGCAACAAAGAGUCCAAAUCCCCACACUGAAAGAGUUCAGCUCAAGUAUUCAGAAACCAGUGGAUGAUGUCACUGUGGCUGCAUCCAUCUUUCAUAUACAGUCUGUGGAAUAUCUGAAUAUCCUGAAAAUAUCAAAGUUUGAUUAUAAAGAUCGUUUACACGUUCCCGGGUUUCUCUUUUUUCCCCAGCUUUAUCGUUCUGUCAGCAGCUUCUGUAUCUACAGUUUAAUGUCUUUAUCUGUUUUUACUUUUAUUUUUCGUUACCCUUUUUAAACUCUGGGCAGUCACUCGUGCAGCUAACACUGUUUACAUGUCACCUUACAGAGGACUCCAUGUUUGUUAUGUCAGAAACAUGCCAAAGAGUUUGUAAGGACUGCCACUUCACUGUUGUUUGUUUUUUACCACAGAACUGUGUUCAUCUCUAUGCUCACUGUCCACUUCAUUAGGAACACCUCCUUAGUUACCGUGACCCUGAGUGACCCUUUCCUGAGUGGUUAAGCCGAUGGAUGGAUGGAUGGAUGGAUGAGCUCAGCUCAGUGUGUGAGGGGUCCUUAUUAAGGUGCUCAGUGAGUGUGGGUCACUGAGCACCACUGAAAUCACCACUUUGCCUCGUUGUUGUAGACUUGUGUGUAAGCCUGUGGCAUUAGUUGUGGUGCAGCUGAUCCCUGUGGAUGUGCCGUCGCCCUCAGACUGAGCUGUGUGCUCAGCUCAUCUCUAACAGGAAGUUCACCAUCCUGCGGAGAACAGCACCUGGAUGUAAGACAGGUCUGAAAGGUGAACCUGCAUUCUUCCUAAUGGUCAGCAGAGGGCAGAGCCUCCUCUGUAUUCAGUGUGUGAAGGAAACGCUUUCUGAUGACUUUAUGGUGCCAAUUAUUAGCUUAACGUCUUUCUGAAUACAACAUGAUGUUUAUUUAAUGAGUUGUGGUCAGAUUUAGACCCAAAAGCACAAACACAGCAUGCAGGUGUGCAGCAGGAAUCAGAAUCAUGAUUAUUUGGCCUGAACUCUUAUUGAUCAUGAUUGGGAUCUUGUGGUGUUGUUGUGUAACUGUUCCUUUUGUCCACCUCCCUGCUCCCUCAGUUUGGGUGUAGUUCAUGUGCCAAAGAAAAAAAACAUUAAAAACAGAAAAACUAUUACAGUUAUUGAAGUUUUCUACAUUUUCUAUUUAGUGUCAUUAUUGAGAAUGCAAAUCUGAUGAAGGUGGUCCUAAAAGAUGUUGAGGUGGAGGUGAUGGGGGUCACCUGAGGAGGCUCUGACUCCGUCCUUUGAAGCAAAACUUUUACUUCUGGAUGGAUCGUGUUGACCGUCGGCUGUUCCAUCAUCUCGCAGUAAUCUGAGCUUUUAUGGAGCGUACCACUGUAAGGGACGGGGGGUGUUACAUUUAUAAGGAGAGCUUUGUAGACGGCCCGAUGACCUGGUUUCACAAUCGACACUGAAAUUCAGUUCUGUGUGACGUAUCCUGUUUCUCACGCGUGUUCAUGCUGUGAAAUUAAAGUGGACCAACAAACGAUGGCAGAAACUUCAUCUUCUCUUUGCUUCUGUCAGUGCUGCAGUUUGUGAUGUUUGCCUUAAAUCUGGACUCUGAAGUAUAUUCAGCCUAUCACUGAACGUCCUUUUAAAGCAGAAAUAAAGUUCACGUCUUUUUAAAAACUC